Messenger RNA from Equus quagga, 2191 nucleotides. It is a transcript of the gene ARMC6, whose product is annotated as armadillo repeat containing 6. NCBI's taxonomy places the organism in Eukaryota, Metazoa, Chordata, Mammalia, Perissodactyla, Equidae. The coding region runs from base 189 to 1646 and encodes 485 amino acids. The transcript is spliced from 8 exons. The record is from RefSeq and is a predicted model, not a curated record. Gene Ontology annotation, molecular function: protein binding. Gene Ontology annotation, biological process: hematopoietic progenitor cell differentiation.
GUUCGCCCUGCUGUGGGAAGGCCGAGGCAAGGUGGAGCCAGCGCGUCUGCGCGGGUACGGCAGCCGGAAGGGACCAGAGGCGGUGCCGCCGGUGACAGCCACGAGCCCCACCCUUUCCCCACGUGGCCGCGGAGACCGGCUCUAGAGCGGCUGCUGGGCAGCUGCGGCCCCACGUAGAAGGGCGGGAGAUGGCCUCCAAGCGCAUCACCCAGGAGACCUUCGAUGCGGCUGUUCUUGAGAACAUUGAGGAGUUCGAGAUGGGAUCGGAGGAGGCAGUGAAAGAGGCCGUGGAGCAGUUUGAAUCCCAAGGGGUUGAUCUGAGCAACAUUGUAAAGAUGGCGCCCAGAGUCUCUGCAGGUGGACCCCAGGAGCCCACACACGACAUCCUGCAGGCCCUGGACAACCUCCAGGAGUCCGUGGCCCACUCUGGCCCUCAGGAGGUGUCAGCGCACCUUGCCCGCUUUUGUGAGCAGUGCAAGCAGCAGAAGGCCUGCCGCUUCCUGGCAGCCCAGAAGGGGGCCUACCCCAUCCUCCUUGCUACCUGGAAGCUGGCCGCAGUGGGUGACCAGGGCCUCCUGCUCCAGGCCCUCAAUGCUCUGUCAGCCCUGACCGAUGGCCAGCCUGACCUCCUGGAUGCCCAAGGCCUGCAGUUGCUUGUGGCCACGCUGGCCCAGAAUGCUGAUGUGGCUGAUCUGACCUGCUCUGGGAUCCGCUGCGUGCGCCAUGCCUGCCUGAAGCACGAGCAGAAUCGGCAGAGCCUGGUGAAGGCUGGCGUGCUGCCCCUGCUGACUGGUGCCAUUGUCCGGCACAGCCACUGUGCCGAUGUGGUCAAGGAGGCCUGCUGGGCCCUCCGCAUCAUGACCUUUGAUGACGACAUCCGUGUGCCCUUUGGCCACGCCCAUGACCACGCCAAGAUGAUUGUGCAGGAGAAUGGAGGCUUGAAGGUGCUCAUUGAGGCCGCCAAAGCAUUCCCUGACAACCCCAGCGUGCUGAGCGAGCUCUGCAGCACCCUGUCCCGCCUGGCCGUGCGCAACGAGUUCUGCCAGAUGGUCGUCGACCUCGGGGGCCUCAGUGUCCUAGUGGCCCUGCUGGCUGACCGCAGCAACCACCAGGACCUUGUGAAGCAAGUGCUGAGCGCCCUGCGGGCCAUCGCGGGCAAUGAUGAUGUGAAGGAUGCCAUCGUCCGUGCUGGUGGGACGGAGUCCAUCGUGGCUGCCAUGACUCAGCACUUGGCCAGCCCCCAGGUACCCAUCCCAGGGGGCACACAAGGUGGAGCGGAGGGGCUGGAGUCCCAGGUGUGUGAGCAGAGCUGCGCAGCCCUGUGCGUCCUGGCUCUGCGCAAGCCAGAGAACAGCCGGGUCAUCGUGGAGGGCGGCGGGGCCCUGGCUGCACUGGAGGCCAUGAAGGCACACCCACAGGAGGCUGGCGUGCAGAAACAGGCCUGCAUGCUGAUUCGUAACCUGGUGGCCCGCAGCCAGGCCUUCUCACAGCCCCUCCUGGACCUGGGGGCUGAGGCGCUCAUCUCGCAGGCCCGUGCCACUCACCGAGACUGUGAGGAUGUGGCCAAGGCCGCCCUGCGGGACCUGGGCUGCCAUGUCGAGCUCCGAGAGCUGUGGACCGGCCAGAAGGGCAACCUGGCACCAUGACCCCAGGCUCAGUCUGGGCUGUGACUCUGGGUGAGCCGUGUGACUCAGGAAGUGAGGGGAGAGCCAUGCCUGCUGCUCUGCACUCCAGAUUCCUUCCUCAGCAAGAGGUAUUUUCUGAUGGGCCCCAGGUACAGAAUAGGGGGUAAGUGGGGGCAUCGGUGAGGCAUCUGCACAGCAGAAAGCAGUUCUGGGUCCCGGCCUCCUCUCCUCCUGCUCCCCUCACCAGCUGACAGCGUUGGCAUCAUUCAUCCUGCCUCCCCCAGGUCCUUUCCUGCCAGAAGGGCCUUCUCAGCACUGCUUGGGGGUGAAGGACAGUCUGAAAUGUGGGAGCCAUCCUGGCCAGUCUCAGAGCAGGACAGGGAUCCCACUUCUGUUCCUGCAAGUCCAUUCUCACUCCUGCUCCUGUUUUUCUCACCUAUAAAAUGGCUCACAGAUGCCUUGCUUUGCUGGCCAGAGGCCCGAGAUUGAGGGUCGUCCAUCUCUGGGGGUCCCCAGCCAGCCAGUGGUGCCCAGUAAUAAAGGACCAGACUGUUGGUUGAACGACA